UCUCCAUCACACUUCUUCGGUUCCAUUUUUCUGGACCGAGAGCAGAGGCUCUUCAGGGGAAGCGAGAAAGUAAAUUGCAAAGCUCAAAAUCUUGAGCCCUAGUGAUCCAAAAAUCCCGUAAGUAAUGCCUAUUUCAUCAAUUCACCGUGAUUUAUCGAUUUAGAGCUAUAAAACGAGUUUUUGGAUCAGGAAUUUCUUGAAUUCCCGAUAAGCCAAAUUAGGGUUUCGGAGUAUCCGGAAGCCGGAUUGAGCCCAAAUUUCAUAUACGAGCUUCCUGCAGCGAGGUAAUCAAUCCUCUAGUUCUAAUCCCUGAAUUUCGUCUAUUAUUUAGGCCGGGGUCCAAACCGCUGAAUUUAACUCCGGCCAGGGUUUGAUGUGUUUUUAUCAAGAAUUUGACCCGGAGCCUAGAACUAAUAUUGACGGGGAUACUGCAGGGGAUAUUAGGGCGGUCUCGGAUUUUUAUUCGGGGUUCAUUCGUGAAAUUGACGUUUUAGUACGGGAAGCUUAAACCGGUGUUUCAUCGACCAGAACUGGUGAGGGAUUAGCACGGCAUACCGGGUUUGUCGUAUCACGAUAAUUAUAUUAAUGCUUAGAAUUGACCUAGGUGAACUAGAAUGGCAUGAUUAGGGGUGUAUGGACUUUUUUGCUAUAUGAUGAACCCUGGACUGUUGUAUGAUAUUAUUGACUUGCCCUAAUCGAUAUGAACCUUGUUUAUGUGGAUGAUUGCAUACAUGUUGCCAUUUGUGGCUUAACUAUUGAUAUGACUUCAUGGUUGUUCGAUAAGGGGUUUUGACAUGGUGUGAUAUUAUGGUUGUAUUUGGAUCCAUAAGUGGGGGAAUAAACUUCCCAGGGUGAUAUUAUGAUGUUUAAGGAGGAUGACUUGCACGAGGGUUUAUCCCGAGGAAGUGCAAUUAUACGACUCCUGAUUUACCUAUGUCGAGCCAAUUAUGGCCAGGUCAAGUACAUGUGCAAGUAAUGAAUUAUGAUUAAGCAAGAUGAGAUAUGAAUCAUGUAUAAGGAUACCAAAUAUGAGUGUUGUGGUCUCACGGUCAACUACAUAGUAAUUAGGGCUCCCUAUGCUAUUACUCUAUUAUGAUAUGUAUGAUAGUCACACCUCUCAUGUGGUGGUGACUGAAGAAUUCUUAUGAGAUAUGACCACACCCAGAGCGGUGUCGGGGUAUGACUACACCCAUAGUGGUGUGGGGUAUGUAUGACCACAUCCGACGGGAUGUUGGGGUAUGUAUGACUACAUCCGACGGGAUGUGGGGUAUGUUUCCCGGGAGAGUUAUUAGCAUGGGAGUAGCUAGGCGCCUAUAAGUAAAACAUGAUAAGAUGCUUAUGCAUAAGUCAAGGUGGUUGAGUCUUUUGCCUAUUGGGAUGUCGGAGAGCUGAGAUAUGAUCCCAAUGCUUUGGCUUGUUUGAUAGAUGUAUGGUAGGGGUAUGCUCUGUUAUGAACUCACGAUGCUAUGAUUAUCUCACUCAGCUAUGAGCUGACCCUCUUUUAUUCUUCUUCUCUGCUUAUGCUACGUGUAAGCAGAUCAUCAUCAGCAGCAGUAGAUAGGUGUAUAGGUGGGAGCUGAGCAAGAGUUGAAGGCAAGAUGAGGUAUGGUCUUCAACUACUCUGUGCUUGGACUACUACUCGGGAUUUUGGCCAGUGAUCCACACCUUUUUGUAAAAAUAUUUUGAGAACGUUUUUCAUGUGCAUACUAGCUUCUGAUCUAGUGUGAGAUAUCCACAGGUGUGGAAAGUUAAUGAUAUGUGUAUAUGUUGUGUAACUGUGUAAGUUGUGACGAUUAUGGUAUGUGUAAGUAUGGUAUGCAGUUAGGAAGUAUGAAAAGUGUGACUAUGGCUAAGAAAAGCCAAUGCAUAUGGUUGUGAGUAUAUAUGUUUGUGAUGAAUUAUUUUGCAGGAUAAGUUGCAAGAACUGUUAGCCCAUUACGCGAGUAAUUCAUGUCGAAAUUUUAUUUAGGUAAAUUUUGAUAAUUAAUGUAACACCCGAGGUUAAUUCCGCUGCAAUUGUAUGAACAAUAUGAUUAGGCAAAACGUAUAGGGUAGGGUGUUACAGUCAAUUCAGAUUACCUGCCCCCACUCCAGACAAUUGUAAUUGGCUCAAAAUGACUCAAUUCAGAAUUCACUAGCCAAAUUGCUCCAUCCAUAUUUUUUGCUGCCAAACAGAUCAAUCUGACACAAUUAUCUCAAAACGAGACAAUUGUGUCACAUCGAUCCAUUGGAAUUCCUCAUCCAAACGACCCCUUUGUUUAAUUUUUUGUCCAUUUUUACUAAUGUUAGUAAUUCUUUAUAUAUCUUUAUGACACUUCUAACAACAACAAAUAAUUAUUUUUCUACUUGUGUUUUGUAAUAUUUGAACCUGUAAUUCUUUAUAUAUUUAUUUUCCAUCAAAUAAAUAUUAUUUUCGUGCCAUGUCCGUUCUUAUACUCAAUAAAGUCUCGAAAAUAUUAGGCCCGACACGGCCCACUUAUAUACCGUGUCGUGCCCGUGCUCAUGCCAGUGCCCAUGAAGUUUAGGCCCGACACGGCCCAUAAAUUAUUUGUGCUCGUGUCGGGCUGGCCCAUUUAUUUCGUGUCUGUGCUCGUGUCGUGCUCUAACCGUGCCGUGCUAGCCCAUGGGCGGCACGACCCGGUGCCCACGUACACUCACCGCACUAGGAGAAGAUUCUUUUCUCUUGCCAGAAGGCGACUCUACCUUAAGUUCAUGAAAAAUAUAGGAACACCAAUUGAAAACCCUCACGUCCUCGAAACUCCCACCUAUGUAUGGGGCAAAUUCCAGAUGACACACCGAGCAAAUGUUAUGGCGAGAAAUGAACCAGUCGUUAGCAACAAGAAUUGCUUGACAACCAUUGCAACAGGUGGUCUAGGAUUUUCUGUUGAAAUGGCCAACUUGCGCAGCUUCACCAGCUCAACAUUGCGGCUCCGGUUACCAAUCAUGCUGAAUCGUUGCUGAAACUCUCGAGCAUCUUCCCAUCAAUGUUCUUGACCUCAAUCUCAGCCCCAAUAAGAGGAAGGUCGUAUACAUGUGCCACAUCCUCAGGUGUGAUGGUGAACACCUUCUUGGAGUCUCCUUCACCGAAAAUGAAACUAUCGGUUGAGAGGUCAUAAGCCGCCAUCAAGUCGUCCAAGAAGCCUGUGUUAAUUUUUGUCAUUCCAAGGUCCAAUAGGCCCCCAAACCCGACCUUCUCGGCUUCUUUCUUGCAUGGUGCAUAGUAUUCAAUAUCCCUUUUCUAGUAGUUUAUCACUUUGAGUAGGGAAAAAGGUGGAGCAGCGGAAUCUAAAGUACGAGCUCACUUGUCCCUCAUCAUCUUCUUACUCAUUUUCUUGUUGAACUACUUCUGGUUCUUCAGCAGGCGGCUGGCUAGCUUGAUCCUUCUCCGUGACGAGCUCUCUUUGCAACCAUUUUGGAUCUCACCAUCACGCAAAAUUCCUGAACACAUUUAUAUAUUAUGUUAGGUAUGUACAACUUCCAGACUAAUAUCUAAAAUGCACAGAAUAAUAUUCAUAGCAACAGAAAUUAUAUCGUCACAUCAUAAUUGUAUUUUUCAACCAGUAUAUCCAAUUAUUAUCGUGGUAAACAAAGAGUGUAUCCAAAGCUAGAUAAAAUGAUAUCCAUGAAAAAUCAUCGGAAACAAUAACUAAUGGUAUCAGAAAUGACAAAACUGAUAUCCAUGGACCCUAAAUCAAGCAUUCGACAAGUGAAACCCACACCCUAUCUAAAAUGCACAAAAUAAUAUCCAAAGUAACAAAACUGACAUUAACACAUCAGAGUAGUAGUUUUCAGCCAAUAUAUCCAAUUAUUAUCGUGGUAAACCAAGAGUGUAUCCAAAGGUAGAUAAAUGAUAUCCAUGAAAAAGUAUUAGAUACAAUUACUAAUGGUAUCCGAAGUGACAAAAUUAAUAUCCAUGGAACCCUAAAUCAAGCAUUCGACAAAUGAAACCCACAACCCCCAAAAUCGAACAACAAUAAACCCAAACUUGGUAUUUGAUCAAACAAAACACAGAAACCCCAUAUUUGAAUCACACACAAUCUUAUUCUAACAUGUCAACAAAUGAAACCCAGAUUUCCACAAAAAAAUCCACGAAACCCUAACUUCGUAUCCACAAAUAAAAUCAACAAAUAAGGAAGGAGAAGAAUCCUACCUCCAUCGUCUGAUUGUUCCAUCUUCAACGACUGUUGCGUCGCUCGAAAAACCAACCCUCUUCGUCGUCAAAGCUUCAUCGCCGUCGCCUACACCGUCUUGUCUUCACCGUCGCCGUCAGACGAGUCAUCUAACUAGCCAAACGAGCCUUCGUCGUCGUCAAACGAGUCGUCGCCGUUGACUUUUGGAGUGAGAGAGGAGAGGAAAUGACCCAACGGAGAAAGAUGAGAGAGAGAAGGGUCAUAAAAAAUUAUUGUUUUUUGAAUUUGUGGGCCCAGCGUGCCCCACUUUUCCAUCCAAAAAUCUGUGGGCUUGGACCACCCGAUGGACUAGAAUUUCUUCUCAUCAAACGUCGGCGCCAUUUUUCCUCCAUCGUCCGAUGGCACUCAGCAACAUGGCCAGUAACCCAUCCCUGUCAGUAUCUGCUAACAGAUCCCACUAUUAGCACCAUAACUAAAUUGAGAACAUGCAGGUUGUUGAGGAAGGCUGACGCGGCAAAAUAGAUUUGUUGACAUUGGUAUAACUGGUAUCGGUCAGUUCAACUAGGUAUAACCGGUAUCGGUCAUCAAACUGGCUGGAGAGGGGCAGUAUUUAGUUUUGGUCAAAUCCAGUCAAUGUUGGUCAAAUCUCAAACGCCCCGAUCCUUUUUAACCAAACAAAUACUCAUGGCUUCGGAGCCCAUGCAAAACAACCUAACAAAUUUCAUUAAAACAAAUACAAUUGAAUGCUUUUCAAAUGAAAUGUUCUAAACAUG
Molecule: messenger RNA, 4903 nt
Organism: Linum trigynum
Lineage: Eukaryota; Viridiplantae; Streptophyta; Magnoliopsida; Malpighiales; Linaceae
Source: the annotation of a GenBank genome assembly